GGAGACCUUUUUGGAGACAUGAAUCUCCAAAAGGAACGUGCAAGGGAACUGGGUGUGGAGAGUGCAGCUGAAUGAGGCACAACUGUGAGCAGCGAGAAAAUGAUGACCCCCGUGAAUCUGAUUUCUUUGACGGCUCCACCCUUUCCAGCAAUGCAGAAGUGAACCUGAAAGCAGAAUCGCUCUGCCCGUUCAUCCUCAAGCGGCGCCUUGCGCAAAAGUGCCUUACGACCGGGGAUCAUGGCUUCCAGCCUGGUGGACGAUCUGGUGUGCUCCGUCUGCCUCUCCCUCUUCCGCGAUCCCCACGUACUGGAUUGCGGCCACAACUUCUGCCUGGGUUGCCUGAAGAGCUGCGCUCGCGAUGGCUGGGGCAGAGGGAUUUGCCCGGAGUGCCGCUGCCCUUUCAGACUGCGGGAGGUCAGGCGCCACAGGGUUCUGGACAACCUCGCGGAAAAAGCGCGCAAGCUCCAGCUGGACGAGGAGCCCCAGGCAAGGGCCAGCUCGGCGGGCUCCUGCGAGGAGCACGAGGAGCCGCUCAAGCUCUUCUGUCGCCAGGAUCGCGUCCCCAUCUGCGUGAUCUGCCGGGAUCAGCCCGCGCAUCGGGGCCACGAGUUCCUGCCGACCAAAGAUGCUGUGAAAUGCGCGCAGGUCAGUGGCAAGAUUUCUGCUUUGGGGUUGGGUGGGCUGCGGGGAGCGGUGGGUGAUCAUCAUGUGAGGACAGCCUUACAAAACCACAGGCUCGGUUUGACCUCGUUCAGCCCAGGCAGGCAAAGUGAUUUGCAAGGGAUGUUGGCUCAGAAAAAUCAGACCAGGAAUUCACAACCGCGCAGGUCUGCUAAGGAUUCUAACAGGCUUUGAAAACGUAGUUUUUGCGCUGCUUCAGAGCUGCGACAGCUUCACUGCUGCUUAACUGGAUCGUGUUAGGGUAGUCCUUUUUUUAUAUAUAAAAAAGGUACAUAUAAAAGUACAUAUAAAAAGUACGUAUAAAAUAAAUUUUAUUAUAAAAAUCCAAUAUAAGCCACAUUUUAUCAAUACCAAAUUACAAUUAAAAUAUCAAUCAAUUAAAAAGCCAAUUACACAUUUUACAUGGAAACCCCCCCCCCCCCGCUAAAUUUCAAGGAAUGAUAGUUUCAUUUACAGUCAUAGCACGGGUUACAGACGCUUCAGGUUGCAUUUUUUCGUACUGGAACAGCUUACUUCCGGGUUUCGGCAGUCGCGCAUGCGCAGGAGGGUUAAAUCACGCUUUGCGCAUGCCCAGAAGCGCUGGAUUGCAACCCGCGCGUGCGCAGAAGCGCCGCUGCAUGUUGCAAACAUGCAUCCCACACGGAUCACGUUCACAACCUGAGCGUCCACUGUAAUUCUGCUUCAUUUCAGUCUUAAUCAUAAUCCUUUAUACUGAGGGAAAAAUUAAGUAACCCUUCUCUAAGAAGAGGGACGUGGGUGGUGCUGUGGGUUAAACCACAGAGCCUAGGACUUGCUGAUCAGAAGGUCGGCGGUUCAAAUCCCCGCCACAGUGUGAGCUCCCGUUGCUCGGUCCCUGCUCCUGCCAACCUAGCAGUUCGAAAGCAUGUCAAAGUGCAAGUAGAUAAAUAGGUACCGCUCCAGUGGGAAGGUAAACGGCAUUUCCGUGUGGUGCUCUGGUUCACCAGAAGCGGCUUAGUCAUGCUGGCCACAUGACCCGGAAGCUGUACGCCGGCUCCCUCGGCCAAUAAAGAGAGAUGAGCGCCGCAACCCCAGAUUUGGCCAUGACUGGACCUAAUGGUCAGGGGUCCUUUACCUUUACUGCUCUAAGAAGAGCAGAAGAUAUUGUAAGAGCCACCCCAACUCAUGGUGGGUGAGUCACCAGGGUUGGGCUAACUCAAGUUAGCAGAAUAGUGCAGGAAUUAGGAACUGAGGACUGAAGAAAAUCUGCUUGCCUCAGCAGUCCUUGACACCAAAAAGCAGUCUGAACAUCUGCAGGCUGAAGCCACAAGACAACGCCUUCUUGCCUCAUCAGAAAUUGCAGAAGUCAGCAGAAAGGGAAGGGAGACUGUCGUCUGCUUGCUUGCAAAAUUGUGUGAUCACACUCUGCACAUGCUCUGGUGCCAUGGAGGUUUGUUUGUGACAUGGUAUCAAAAGCAGCUCCAAUCUGAGUUCAGGGCCCAGCCUUUGAGAGUUAUCUCGCUGAAGCCAGCUGCGCGGCUUAAUAAAACAAGACUUUUCUCAAAGAACCCGUGUCUGCCUCAUUGACUGGGGAAAAACCUGCAACAAUGCAACAGCUACAACGUUUUUAACUUCCAUUCAUAUUAAUACAUUUAAUAAUUUAUAUUUCUGCAAGUGAAGUUCUGUGUCCUUUAUUAUUUCUGUGCGUGAUAUUUAUUUUAGAUUUGUGUUCCUUUGUUUUGUACAUAUUGUUUCUUGUUUGUCCUUAUAAAACUUUAUAUCCAGCGCUUUUUUUUCCUGGGGGGGACGCAGGGGUAUGCAUACCUCUAAACAGUUUGUGAAUCUUUGUACUUUUGUCCAUUUGCUUUAGUUAUUUUCCCCUGAUUUGAACUAUAAAAUGAUGAUUUUCUUGAGUCAAAAUGAGACUAUCCCUAAACAUUUUUCAAGGGGGGGAAAGCACUGAUUAUCAUAUUUUUUGCUCUAUAAGACUCACUUUUUCCCUCCUAAAAAGUAAGGGGAAAUGUCUGUGCGUCUUAUGGAGCGAGUGCAGGCUGCGCAGCUAUCCCAGAAGCCAGAACAGCAAGAGGGAUCGCCGCUUUUGCUGCGCAGCGAUCCCUCUUGUUGUUCUGGCUUCUGAGAUUCAGAAUAUUUUUUUUCUUGUUUUCCUCCUCCAAAAACUAGGUGCGUCUUAUGGUCUGGUGCUCCUAGCCUUGGCCCCACCUGGCGGAGCUAAGCAGCAGUUCCACCUGGCCACAUAUUCCUCCUUGCUUCUGAAGCCUUCCUUCCUUCUUAACCUCUGUUGAUUUCUCUGCUGCACAGAUGGAGCUGAAGCCAUACCUAAAGCCUCUGAAGGAGCGUCUAAAGGAGGCCAAAGAGGAGAAAAUACACCAGAAGGAGGCAAUUGGAGAGCUAAAGGUAAAGGAAAAGCAGUAAGGGAUUGUGGAACUCCGCUUCCCCACACUUUUUGUGGUUUAAAGAGCAUGCAUUAAUGUCCUUGUUUAUACCCCGCCCUUGAAAUUCACUGUUGCCUACAAUAAAGUAUAGAAAGCACAAUAGAACAACUAAUGCAUUACAAUUGUUUGUUUGUUUGUUUGUUUGUUUGUUUGUUUAUACCCUGCCCACUCUGGGUGGCUCAGACCAGAGUAUUAAAAACACGAUAAAAGAUCAAACAUUAAAAACUUCCCUAAACAGGGCUGCCUUCAGAUGUCUUCUAAAAGUCAGAUAGUUGUUUAUUUAUUUGACAUCUGAUGGCAUGGCCACCACCGAGAAGGCCCUCUGACUGGUUCCAUGUAGCUUCACUUCUUGCAGUGUGGGAACCGCCAGAAGGCCCUCAAUGCUGGACCUCUGUGUCCGGGCUGGAUGAUGGGGGUGGAGACACUCCUUCAGGUAUACUGGGCCGAGGCCAUUUGGGGCCUUAAAGGUCAGCACCAACACUUUGAAUUGUGUUCGGAAAUAAGCCAAAAACAAACAAACCUGAAAUCUGUGAAGACAACCUGAAAAUGGUAUCGAAAGAGUGCAGGUGAAGCAGAUCAGCAUAAGCUUGGCCUGGGAAAUUUUAAAAAAGGUCUUCAUCUGGCACUGGAAAGACACUGGACUCUAGGUGCCAGGACCAGGCAAGCUUUUGUGGGGAAGUGUGUCAAAGCCAGGGCACCACCACUGAAAAGGCCCUGUCCCUGAUAAUCACAAGGUGCCCUGAUCUCAGGCUAUGAAGGUUAAAUUUCCGUUUUUAUGUUUCAUAAUAUCCAGGCACAAGUUCUCCUGAGUAAUACCGCCAGAUGGGCGGGGUAUAAAUUAAUUAUUAUCAUCAUCAUCAUUAUUAUUACUUUCCAUAGGAACUUUUCUAAUUCAAAAUCUUCUUGAUGGGACAAAUCACCCUUUCGUUAUGUUUGAUUUUUGUUGCCUUGAAUGCGUAUCUGCUUUGUUUCUCGCUAAAACUAAAAAUGAAAUUAAUUCGUUUGUGUGUGUGUGUUUUUCUCCCCACCACUUGCAGAGUUGUACUGAAGAUAUCAUAAAUCACAUUUCCACAGGAUUUGAAUCCCUUCACCAGAUCUUGGAUGAGAAGGAGAAGGCUAUUAUGAAGACUGUCCAGGAGAAAAGGAAGAAGAACUUGGAGGAAAUGCAAAAUGCCUUUUCAUGCCUGAAAAACGACAUUUCUUCCCUGACUGAGAUUAUUAACAAGGUUAAAGCAGCGUUAGAAAGUACAGACCACGUGGCCUUUCUGAAGGUGAGACCAGCUCCGAUCAGAGGCAUACCUGCAAAACACCAUGCGGUCCAGUGGAUGUGUGUGGUGAUGUAGGACUGAAAGUUCUUGGCCAAAUAACAAUAUUUGAUUCAAUUUGGCUGGACUAGAUCAGAUUUAAUAUGGCUGCAGUUCCCAGAAUUCAUUGGGAAGAGGGGUUGAUUGUGCUUUGUGCUACUUUGUGAGGGGAAUAGGAGACUCUUAACAACUCUUCCAACUCGGGUGUUGGGCUCCAUCCACAACAGCACUGUGGGUGGGAUUCAAUGAAUGAGUCCCACUCCUGGAAGCCCGGGACGCGGGUGGCGCUGUGGGUUAAACCACAGAGCCUAGGACUUGCCGAUCAGAAGGCUGUUGGUUCGAAUCCCCACAAUGGGGUGAGCUCCUGUUGCUCGGUCCCUGCUCCUGCCAACCUAGCAGUUCAAAAGCACGUCAAAGUGCAAGUAGAUAAAUAGGUACCGCUCCAGCAGGAAGGUAAACGGCAUUUCCGUGCGCUGCUCUGGUUUGCCAGAAGCAGCUUAGUCAUGCUGGCAACAUGACCCAGAAGCUUUACGCCAGCUCCCUCGGCCAGUAAAGUGAGAGGAGCACCGCAACCCCAGAGUCAUCCGCAACUGGACCUAAUGGUCAGGGGUCCCUUUACCUUUACCUGGAAGCUCAGAUAAGGACUCUUGCUGGUGCAAGAGGGCUUUCUCCCAUGCGCCCUCUAAAAAUGACUUGGGUGGUCAGGGGGAACCCCGGAAUAGCACAUGGGAGAAGGGGAGGGCAGAUCGUUCAUCUGUCACGCUAAAAUGCUUGCGCUGACGGAACUGUCGCCUUAGCGCAAUGUUGAAUUCUUCCUUGUGCCUAUCUGUUUGCUAGUGCCAAAAUUGUUUGGCUCCUUGAGAGCGAAGCGGGGGGUGGGGAGGCAGAAGGAAACCUCUUGGAGGGUGGCUGAGGCCCACACACUGAGAUUAGAUAUAAGUACAGGAGUCCCAGAUCAUGAAGGUCAAAAAUCAGCCCUUUGAACUGAGUCCAGAAACCGAAUGGAAGCCAGAGAAGGCAAGAGAAUGAGGUGCUUAUACCAUCCGAACGCAGCAGACAUGCUUGUCCUCACAUUCCAGUUGUUUCCAGACCACCUUUAAGGGCAUGUCCACGUAUGAGGCACUUGACUACAGUAACCCAAACAGGAUGUCGCCAAACCCUGGAUCACUUCUUGCCAAACCGUGAGGAGUUCCUUGCAAAAACCAGGGUCUCUUUUUAACCAUUUUCAGUUUAUGCUUUUUUUGCCAGUUAGAUGUUGUUUGAGGAAAUUAAAACAAUAGCCAUAUUUUAUGGUGGUGGUGGUGACCUGGCUGCCACAUUUAUUUCUUAAUUAUUUUCUUUAGAGCACUUGUACCCUGCUCUUCAGCCAAGAAGGCUGCCAGAGGAGUUUACAUAGUCAAAACAAAACUGUCCCUACCCACAACACACAAGGAAAAAGGGAUAGGGAGGGAAGAGGAGAAUAAAAAGCAAAACGCAGGCGCCUAUUUCCAAACGGUUGUUCCUAUAAUGACCAGCUGGCACAGUUCCGGGGCAGGAGAUUCCGGGUGGAGCUGGGCUUCCAGCAAAUCUUCCAAUGUCUCCUGCUGAGGCAGUCUGAUCAAACAGCUGCUCCCAGAUGACAUCUGAAGCGAGAGGAAGCCCUUUCUAGUCAUUCUUUCAAAUUGACUGUGAAGACGCUGUAAUCAAUACACUAAACUUGUUUAUCUUUCAUGUAGGACUUCCAGGAGCUGAUGAAGCAGUAAGUGUCUGGAAUUCAUUCUUGUGUGGCACCUCUGUAGUUCCCUUCUUUGACAUCCCUUGUGUCCUUGGUUUCACCUGGUGGCAGGUGUGGGUGUGUGGCUUUUUCAGCCCAAGAGCAACAUUCAUUUUGGGGCAACCGUCUGUGGCCACAUCCCAGUGACAGGCAGAGCCAGAGGCAAAAUCAGACAGGGCAGAAAUAAAUGCAAAAUGACCUCCAGGGCUGAGGUUUCCCACCUCUGGUUUGGCCCCUUAGUCCUCAUCCCCAACUGAAUGCAGCUCAGUUUUUUAAAAAGACCAUUUUCCUGCAUUCACAUUACUCUCCCAUCUACAUAGUCUAUUGGGCGGAAUCAUUGCUUUUCCACAAUCGGGUGGGCAUGAAAUUAAAAUGGCGGCUCCAUGCAGCACUUAACAUAGCUCUAACAUAAUGUCAAGUACCUUCCACGUGGCCAAAAUCCUCCUUUCAUAUUUAUUCUGAUGGAACACCUGUCAAGCCACAAACGUUGAUCUUCCAGGUUGCUCUGGCUUAGUUGAAAAAUGUGGUUUCUCUUUGAAAGUUAGUGGCCUCUCCCACCAGUUGUAGGACUUGCCACAGAUCAGCCUGGCCUCAUUUUUUGGGCGGGGGGCAACAUCCUGUUAGGAGCAACAAGCAGGGGCAGUGGGGCAGAUCAUCCUUUCCCAGUAAACAGGCGCUUCUUGUUUUCUCAGAGCCAAAGACUCAAUAGAGGAGGAGGAAAACAAAGAUGACAAGAAUGCAGCUGAAGAGAAAGAUCAGAAGGCUGAUGAAGAACAGGGUGAACAGGGUGAAAGUAGUGAAAGUAGUGAAGAGAAGGAGGAGGAUUCUGGAGACAAUGAGAAAAAUGUGGUGCCAGUGUUUUCAUCUCUCAAGAAAUUCAAAGUGGCAUUGGAUUUUGAAGCUUGGGGGAAACUGUUGCAAGGUAUCGAACCCCAGGAAGAGAACUGAUCUUACUCUGCAUUUUCACACUACAGAGUGUACCGUUUUCUCACUCUGCCUUUACGCAUUAUACUCAGAGGGAGGGAGAUGUACCAUACUGCAUAGGGCAGCAUAAGGGAGAGGGUGUCCCAGCUGUGUAUUUAGAGGGGGAAAGACUUUGUGUGGUUUUUAAACAUAUUUUUUAUUAGUUUUCCAUUUAAUAAUAUAUAAUCACAUCAUUGCUAUCCACUUUACCUCUCCGGCUCUUUUGAGCCUAUAGACUUCCUUCCCUCCCAGCUCACGGCUUUCAAAGUAAACCUUUAUAUCAUUGCAUUUUAUACAUUUCCCAGUUCCGAUUAGCUCAUUACAAAAGUCGAAAAUUGUUGUU
Molecule: messenger RNA, 7455 nt
Organism: Podarcis lilfordi (Lilford's wall lizard)
Lineage: Eukaryota; Metazoa; Chordata; Lepidosauria; Squamata; Lacertidae
Source: the annotation of a GenBank genome assembly